GCUAAGCGCACCAAGAAGGUUGGGAUUGUGGGUAAAUAUGGUACCCGUUACGGUGCGUCCCUUAGGAAAAUGGUGAAGAAGAUUGAAAUUAGCCAGCAUGCCAAGUAUACCUGCUCCUUCUGUGGCAAGACCAAAAUGAAGAGGAAGGCUGUGGGUAUCUGGCACUGUGGAUCCUGCAUGAAGACAGUUGCUGGUGGUGCCUGGACUUACAAUACCACCUCUGCAGUGACAGUCAAAUCUGCGAUCAGAAGACUGAAGGAAUUGAAAGACCAGUAGAAGCUACUUCCUGUUCUCCUUGUGAAACAUCCUUUUUUUCUCCACUGUCAAGAUAUGUCCUUUUAACAAUAAAAAGGUGAUAAUGGAGUGGAA
Messenger RNA from Cariama cristata (Red-legged seriema), 369 nucleotides. RefSeq names its product ribosomal protein L37a (gene RPL37A). The transcript is spliced from 3 exons. Gene Ontology annotation, cellular component: ribosome. The record is from RefSeq and is a predicted model, not a curated record. The annotation marks the transcript as partial. Gene Ontology annotation, biological process: translation. Gene Ontology annotation, molecular function: structural constituent of ribosome. NCBI's taxonomy places the organism in Eukaryota, Metazoa, Chordata, Aves, Cariamiformes, Cariamidae.